AUGAUCGUCAUCAUCAUCACUACCACCACCAGCAUCUCCAUCUCCAUCUCUAUCUCUACCUUCAUCAUCGCCAGCAGCAUGACCAUCGUCGUCGUCAUUAUCAUCAUUAUCGCUAUCAGCAUCAUAGACAAAAGCACCAACAUUUCGCAAAACGUUAUGAUCAGUUUCAGAGUGAAACGUCAAUGGAUAAAUUGUAGAUGCAAACAAAAUUACAUACACAGCCAACGACUUCAACUACCGCCGGUAAUUGACAAUCAUCGUUGCUGUUCUGUAGUCAGUUAA
This is a messenger RNA of Enterobius vermicularis (human pinworm), 282 nucleotides long. The record is from the annotation of a GenBank genome assembly. NCBI's taxonomy places the organism in Eukaryota, Metazoa, Nematoda, Chromadorea, Rhabditida, Oxyuridae.